UGCCGAUGGUCUGACGUCACAACUUGUGGUUCAAGUUUUUUAGCAUUUGAGAGCCUCAUUAUUUCCCUACAGAGUGCCUGAAUAUCUAUAUUGAUAUCAUUACUAACUUCAGAGUGCAUAGUAGUUUGUGACUAUAGGGGCUUACCAAUUGAUGAACAUACUGGUUUUGACUUCAUGGAGCACCAACUGAUGCACAUAAAAAGAUGACAGGUCAUGAAGACAUGGAUUCUCAGGAGCAGGAGGGUUUGGACAUUAACUGCAGACGUGACCCGGACAUGAGCGGACCGGGGACGGGCCAGCCGGCGGCGGCGGGGGCCGACCGCGCCGCGGCCGCCGCCGUGACGCCGCCGGCCGUCACCCGAGCCGCUGAGGGCGUGUACGGCACUCUGGCGGCCGCCGCCGCGGCGCCGGCGCCCGCCGCCGACUCUGCCCGCUCUCAGGAGCCGCCGGACGCCUCUGCGGCGGCGGCGACUGCGGGCUCAUCACCGGACGAGCGCGGGCCCCCGCGCCGCCGGCUGCCGCGCCUGCCGCUGCGGCCCGUCCGCGAGUGGGACUCGUCCGAGUCGGACCAGGAGCAGGACGUGCCACAGCCGGCGCCGCCGCGCCACGGCCGCCUCCGACGCACCCUGCGCGCGCUGCGCAUGACCCGCAGCCUGAUGUCGCGCUGCCGGUCGGGUCGCGGCGCGCCCGUGUCCCCGCCGCCGCCGGUGACGGCGCCGGCCGCGGUGGCGUCAGGGGCGGCGGCGGCCGGUGACGCGCCCACGGCCGAGUCGAGACUGCUGGUGUCACACUUCACCGAGCUGGGCCGCGACGGCUCGCUGGUGCAGCGCACUGUGCACACCACGGUGGACUUUGUGCAUCGGCUGGUACCUGACCUGCUGCACAUCGUCAACAGUCCCUUCUACUGGGGUGAGAUGGACAGGUUCGAGGCCGAGCGACUGCUCGAGAACAAACCCGAGGGCACGUUCCUGCUGCGCGACUCUGCGCAGGAGGAGUACCUGUUCUCGGUCAGUUUUCGGCGCUACGGCCGCUCGCUGCACGCGCGCGUGGAACAGUGGGAGCGGCGCUUCUCGUUCGACGCGCACGACCCGGCGGUGUUCGCGGCGGCCACCGUCACGGCGCUGAUCGAACACUACAAGGACGCUGGACGGUGCAUGUUCUUCGAGCCGCUGCUGACGCGGCCGCUGCCCCGCUCCUUUGUGUUCCCCCUAUCACACCUGUGCCGCGCCGCGAUCGUCGACCGUGUCGGUUACGAUGAAGUGGCGCAGCUGAAGCUGCCGCGUGUGCUGAGGAUGUUUCUGAAGGAGUACCACUACAAGCAGCCGGUGCGCGUGCGUCGGUUCGAGCUGCCCGAGGACGGCGGGGAGCCGGUGGAGCGGACCCGACGGCAUCAGUGUGACCACCACUGGAUGGUCACCAGACAGUGAGCGCCGUGUGUGUGUGGGGGGGGAGGGAGGAGUGCCGGGGGAGGGCCUGGGAGGCGGUGCCGAAUAGUGACCAGGGCACAGGUGAAACGGGGUACAAUCCAAAGCCUUCGUUCUAUAGUAUUGUUGAUCCCUUUCGGUCAUGAUUUUAUCGAUUAUAAAAAAAAAAUCCACUGGUAUGAAGCUGCAUGCAAUGAAGACGCUCUUGCAUUGGGAUUUUCUUGCAUUGGGAUUUUGCGGCUUCGGGUUUUUGUUUAUUCGGCUUAUUCCUUGUUUCACCCCCCCCCCCCCCGCUGUUCGCCUGACCAUGUCUGGGUGUUCCGAAUGUUACACCACCGUCCGUCGAAUGUACCUAGAGAUCUUGGCCAACGGGCCUGUAUAGUGAUAUAAGUGAUGUAGUCCUGCUGCUCCAUCUCCCAUAAGACGAUCGCUGAGAUCUCCGCGAUCCCUCUGAUGUGAUAUUUGGCCGUCCGGCCGCUCGCCAUGUGUGUGGCUUGUUUACUCCACGAGUUUCCUUUUGUUGUUGUUUUCGUAGAGGUCCUUUUUUAAUUGCUAGUGAUAAUGGUUGAAGAGAUGCGAUGUUUGUUGAUUAGAGUGCAGACAGUUGACUUGUGCCCACAGAAAUGCUAUUUUAUUGCGGUUGCCAAUCAUGACAUGCCAAAUAUACGUAAAUAUUUGGGAAA
Molecule: messenger RNA, 2107 nt
Organism: Amphibalanus amphitrite
Lineage: Eukaryota; Metazoa; Arthropoda; Thecostraca; Balanomorpha; Balanidae
Exons: 3
Coding region: 204-1427 (407 amino acids)
Biological process (GO): phosphatidylinositol phosphate biosynthetic process; intracellular signal transduction
Cellular component (GO): phosphatidylinositol 3-kinase complex
Molecular function (GO): 1-phosphatidylinositol-3-kinase regulator activity
Source: RefSeq, a predicted model, not a curated record